Messenger RNA from Mirounga angustirostris (Northern elephant seal), 2736 nucleotides. RefSeq names its product GRB2 binding adaptor protein, transmembrane (gene GAPT). The transcript is spliced from 4 exons. Gene Ontology annotation, cellular component: membrane. The record is from RefSeq and is a predicted model, not a curated record. The coding region runs from base 365 to 1222 and encodes 285 amino acids. NCBI's taxonomy places the organism in Eukaryota, Metazoa, Chordata, Mammalia, Carnivora, Phocidae. Gene Ontology annotation, biological process: B cell homeostasis; immunoglobulin production involved in immunoglobulin-mediated immune response; B cell proliferation involved in immune response.
GGGUGUUAUGCACAAACAAUGAAUCAUGGAACACUUCAUCUAAAACUAAUGCUGUAAUGUAUGGGGAUUAACAUAAGAAUAAAAAAAAAAAAGAACUUCCUCUACAACCAGGAAACUUUGCAAGUAUGAAAUAAUCUGAAAGAAGAGGGUAAAAAAAAGGAACACUAAAAAGAGGAACACUAAAGCAGGUUUAACCAAAAGAAUAGAGGAGAGUUUGGCUCAACAGUCUCAAGAGCAAAGAAAAGGAUGCAUUUCUUCUCUUCUAAGAAGUCUUCUUGUAUUAUCUCAGUACUGUGCUAUUCUCUAGGAAUAUACACAUGAAAAGAUCUGAUCCCUGCCCACCAUUUAACCAGGAGGUGUCUGGAUGGCAGAUCGUUCAACCCUCUCUUUCUUGAGUUGUCUGCUCUGCCAUUAUCUUCCACUCAUUUUUGCUUCGUCUUGUGAUUCAUUGAUAGAAAGUGAAGUGAAGUCAAUUAAAAUCCCCCCCGACACAGUGCAAUUAUACAUUAAGGAUUGUAAUGUAAAAAGCAUCACAUACAACGAGAAGGAUCAUCCAAAGCUAAGUUUAUUCAAUCUCUCCUCUAAUUGUAUCAGGACUUUGCCAAAUGAUGUUCUUCCACAUCUGAAAGAGAAAUGCCUAAAAGAGCUUCCAGGAUUACUUUUUAACAAAACCCUAAAAGGAAUUACGUUUGUCUGCACCUGUGAAUUCAUUAAGGGCUCCCCCAUAUCACUAAACAACAGUGCUUGUGCAGAAAUGUUGAAAAGCUGUAGAAAUACAUCAGUGGCCACUUUAAUAGGAAUUUCCCUUCUUUUCCUCUUGUUGAUCUGUGGGAUUGGGUGUGUUUGGUGUUGGAAACAUGGUAAUCCAGUGCAAUUUACCUUGCCAAAGUUCUUGCAAAGGAGAAGCAGCAGGAGAAAAGACUGUACUAAAACACUCUCAAGUCUCCUCGCUAUCAGCUCAAGAAAUAAAAUCUCAGUUCAGAACCAAGACUGCAGAUCUUCUGGGAGAGGGACUAACACACAUGGCAGCUAUGAAAAUGUGGAAAGUGGUGCUCCCAAACCUAAAGAAGAGACUGAUAAAGAACUAUAUGAGAACAUUCAGCAGACCAAUUUUGAGGAGCAUAUCUAUGGAAAUGAGACACCAUCCCAAUAUAACUUCCAGAAGCCUAGUACUUCUGAAGUCUCUCAAGAUGAAGACAUAUAUAUUCUUCCAGAUUCAUAAUAACUUUUGAAAAUAUCGGGUUUAGUUACCAGAGGAUAAAUAGUCACUGGGACUUGUAUUUUACUGAUGUCAUUGUUAAUCAUGUUCUUUGGAUGAAACUCAAUGAUCUUUCAUCUGUCUCCACCCUGCUGAACCUUCUGUCUGUGUAUCACUGCAGUUUAAAUCCUCUUCACUCACCUUUCCCUAGAUUAAUUCUACAUUAUGUUAUAUUGAUUCUUCCUUCUAAAUGUUACCUGUUACCUUUUUCUCUUAUUUCUAUCUCCACCAUCUUUUUCUGGCUCAAGAUUGUGUCAGUUUUCUAACUUGUCUUUCUGGCUCCAGUUUCUGCACAUUCAGUCAGUUCCCAUGAUGCUGCCAAAUUUACCUUCAGAAAAUAUUCCCGAUGCCACACCACUCCUUUGCUUAAGACCUCUUAAUGGCUCCUCUUUGCAAAAGACAUACUACUUAUAAUUCUAACUCCAGAAUUUAGGAUUUCCCACACUUGGUUCCAGUUUAUUUUUCCAGUGACUUCUACUAAUUUCUCACUCCUCUGUUUUCAUCAGAAUCAUCUGAAAACCUGCCAGACUCAUCCCUCCUCCUUGGCUUUGCUUGUCUGCCCCAUUUCAAGCCUGCCCCAGAUGGCAACUUCUUCCACAAGUCUUCUGAAUUAUUCCAAACCUACCUUUACCUUUUCCUUUUCUGAUCACCUGUAGAUUUUGCUGCGUGUUUAAUUCUCUGGGCAUUUAAACAUCUGAAUGUUUUCUAUGGCAUUUUAUGAUUUAAUGUCAUAUGAGAAUGUCUUAAAUUCCUUGCUAAAUAACAAGGAAGUGCCUCAUCUUCAUAUUUUAGCUCCACUGCCUAGACCAUCAAUAUGAGGCAUUUGGUAUUGUUUAAUUGACAAAUAAUUAAAUUGUACAUUUUGCUCACUAGUUUUGAGAAAAAUCUAAUAAAUUCAUCCAUUCAAGAAAUGUUUAUGAAGUACCUUCUAUCUACUUUUACUCUGUCCAUGGCGGGAGUAAAACAGCAAAAAGAAAGACAUGGACCCUGAACGCAUGUUGUCUGGCAGGAAAGAAAAGACAAUAAAUAAACAAAUACUGUGCUACUUCUUUAUGUAUUCUAUCUUACCCCUGAACUCAGCCUUUUAUAUGCUGCUCUGAAUUGCUCAGGCUGAGGCUCUGCAGACCACGUUUUUCCUUUGCCAAGUGGGUCCAUAUUAGGCUCUUGUUCAUAAGGAGCAGUGUGGAAUAUGUAGGCAAGAGGAACUGAAAGGGACUUGCUCUUUCUCACCUCCUUGUUGUCCCAGCGGGUACCAUUGCCAAGCAGUUUACUCCAGCAUCUCCAGUUGAUUGCAGUUUCUAGUUUUUUCCAGCAUUCCCAGAGAGGGCUUGACUGCACCCUGUCAGAGGUGCCAGCACCAGCCUGGUAGCAACCUCUCCUUAGAAUCUGAGAAGCAGCUCUGCAGAUCCUCCUCCAUGGGACCGUCAGAGCUCCAGAUCCCAGCCCCAGGUGCCAUCUCCUGCACCCACUGUCUCUGU